This is a messenger RNA of Seriola aureovittata, 10471 nucleotides long. RefSeq names its product titin. The transcript has 41 exons. Gene Ontology annotation, biological process: hemopoiesis; leukocyte tethering or rolling. The coding region runs from base 420 to 7928 and encodes 2502 amino acids. Gene Ontology annotation, cellular component: plasma membrane. NCBI's taxonomy places the organism in Eukaryota, Metazoa, Chordata, Actinopteri, Carangiformes, Carangidae. The record is from RefSeq and is a predicted model, not a curated record.
CAGGGUGGGAUAUUUUGUCUGCUCCCCCUCACCCUGCCCAGCUCUGUGCUUUGCUUGGCUCUUUCCUCCCCUGCGUUGCUUUCCUUUGCUCCACCAUCCCCAUACCGCCUUCUGCAAUGCUGCCACACAGGCAGCUCCAAAUUCCCCAGCACUUGUAAACUUAAUAUUUGGUUUUGCAUUUAUUUUUUAAUUUUUUAAUUUUGGAGAAGUUCAACCUGUGGAUUACAUGCAUCAGGAAACAAGCCUGUGAUCACCAAGUGGAAAUGGAAUAAUUUACCAACAGGGAGUUUUUUUUUUUUGCUGUCAAGUGGAUGCUGAUUGGAUUGGAUUGCGGAAACUGUGAUUUUCCAGUCAGGUCUGCAUGAGGAGGCUUUGCCCCCAACUGAAAGGAUUAGACCUGAAAUAGUCUCCGUAUCACCAUGGCUGAAGCAAGCACAUCCGCCGCCUCUUCCUCCUCCUCCUCCUCAGCCGGUGGGUCCAAUGGAGCAGUGGCGCCACAGACGAGCUCUCUCCGGUCUAAAGGUCUGGGGCUCCUCAGGAAGGUGAAAGUGUCCGUGGAGCUGUUGAUCGCACUGGGUGCUCUGCUGUCCUGGGUGGUUGUGGGAGUGGUGAUGUUUGACUUUGUGGAGUACAAGGCAGUCCCCGACAUUCAGCAAAUCAUUACGGACCCUGUGCAAGCAGUGAACGACGCUGUUGAUGAAGUAUCCAGUCUGCUCAAUAAAUUCCAAGAGUGUGCACCUGAUUUAAGUGACCCCAUGUCAGCUGCCACAUAUGCAGCGGAGGAAAUAUCAGUAGCGAAAGAUGGAUUUGUUCGAUACUUUUCAGAUGAGGAAGGAAACUUCUAUCUCAGCUACAUUGACCCCGUGGUCAUUGGUAGGCAAGCUUUCCAUUCAACUAAUGACUUCGUGUGCGGAGUGGUGGGCUCCUUCAGGGACACACUGUGUGCUAUUGUGGAUACUGUGUUGGAUACUAUAUCAGAUAUAAAUAAAGGAAUAAUUGACCUUAGCUACAUUGACCCUGUGGUCAUGGGCAGAGGUGUCUUCAGUGUUACCAAUGACACUGUGAGUGGAAUAGUGGGCUACAUGCAGGAUGUCCUCUGUGCCAUCUUAGACAGUGUACUGGAUAUAACAAAAGGAACCACUGACAUUAGCUUCAUUGACCCUGUGGUCAUUGGCAGGAAUGUCUUCAGUGUUACUAAUGACUUUGUGAGUGGAGUAGCAGGAUAUAUCCAGGAUGUGCUUUGUGCAAUCUUAGAUCUAAUACUGGACACAUUCAAAGGUAUCCAGGAUGCUGUGGGAUUCAGUCCGAUGUCGGUUCUGCAGAGAACAGCAGAAAUCACCACAGAACAGAUAAGCAUGCUUGUGAGCUACGUCUCCACAAUGCUGAUCGGUGAACAAGGCAUCGUGCCGGAAGUGUCCAUUGACCCCAUGAAAGUUGUUGAAGAUGCUGUGUUGGAGUUCACAGACAAGAAGGAUUUGUUCGUGGCGUACAUGUCGAGCAUGAUUGUUGGUGAUGAAGGUGAACCUGCUGCCACGCCAGUUGUAAACAUAGUAACUGAAAAAGAUGAAACUGUAGCCUCUCCAGCUGAUAUAAAUCUGGUGAGAAGAAAAGGUGAAUUUCUGCCACCUUUCGAAAAAGUUCUCAAAGAGGCAAAGGAAAGACAUGCAAUAAAAGAAGUUAAAGAAGCCAUUAUUAAAGAACUCAAAGCCAAAGAAACUGAGAAGGAUGAGAAAAAAGAGAAAGAAGCCAAAUUUGAAGAAACCAUAGAGAUAAAACUAAAAGAAGAAAAGCCGAAAGCAGAGGCAAAACCCCUUGAGAAGGAGCCAGAGAGGCCCAAAGGAGAAGAGGCAAGGAAAAAGCUUCCCAAAGAGGCGAAAGCAGUCAAGAAACCUUCCAAAGAGGAGAAAGAAGCCAAAAAAUCACCUAAAGAAGACAAAGAGGUCACAAAACUACCCAAAGAAGAGAGGGAAGUUAAGAAACCUCCAAAAGAAAAGAAAGAAGUCAAGAAACCUUCCAAAGCAGAGAGGGAAGUCAAGAAACCUUCCAAAGCGGAGAAAGAAGUCAAGAAACCACCUAAAGAAGAGAGAGAAGUCAAGAAACCACCUAAAGAAGUAAAAGAAGUAAAGAAACCACCUAAAGAGGAGAAAGAUGUUAGGAAACCAGUUAAAGAAGAGAAAGAAGUCAAGAAAUCACAUAAAGAAGAGAAAGCGCCCACAAAACCUCCCAAAGAGGAGAAAGAAGUCAAGAAACCUCCCAAAGAAAAGACAGAAGUCAAGAAACCUUCCAAAGAGGAGGAAGAUGUCAAGAAACCACAUAAAGAAGAGAAAGAGCCCACAAAACCUCCAAAAGAAAAGAAAGAAGUGAAGAAACCUUCCAAAGAGGAGGAAGAUGUCAAGAAACCACCUAAAGGACUGAAAGAAGUGAAGAAACCUUCCAAAGAAGAGAAAGAAGUCAAGAAACCAUCUAAAGAGGAGAAAGAGGUCAAGAAACCUCAUAAAGAAGAGAAGGAAGUUAAGAAACAACCCAAAGAAGAGAAAGAAGUCAAGAAACCAUUUAAAGAGGAGACGGAAGCCAAGAAACCAUCUAAAGAAGACAAAGAAGUUAAGAAACCACCCAAAGAGGAGAAAGAAGUCAAGAAACCACCCAAAGAAGAGAAAAAAAUCAAGAAACCAAUUGAGGAGGAUAAAGAAGUCAAGAAACCAUCUAAAGAGGAGACAGAGGCCAAGAAACCACCCAAAGAAGACAAAGAAGUUAAGAAACCAUCCAAAGAGGAGAAAGAGGUCAAGAAACCAAUUGAGGAGGAUAAAGAAGUCAAGAAACCACAUAAAGAAGAGAAAGAAGUCAAGAAACCAUCUAAAGAGGAGGCAGAGGCCAAGAAACCACCUAAAGAAGACAAAGAAGUUAAGAAACCACCCAAAGAGGAGAAAGAAGUCAAGAAACCACAUAAAGAGGAGAAAGAAAUCAAGAAACCAUCUGAAGAGGAGAAAGAGGUCAAGAAACCACCCAAAGGAGAGAAAGAAAUCAAGAAACCAUCUAAAGAGGAGAAAGAAGUCAAGGAACCACCUAAAGAAGAGAAAGAAGUCAAGAAACCACUUAAAGAAGAGAAGGAAGUCAAGAAACCACCUAAAGAAGAGGAAGAAGUCAAGAUACCACCGAAAGAAGUGACAGAAGUGAAGAAAUCAUCUAAAGAGGAGAAAGAAGUGAAGAAACCAUCUAAAGAUGAUAAAGAAUUCAAGAAACCAUCUAAAGAGGAGAAAGAAAUCAAGAUACCACCCAAAGAAGUGACAGAAGUGAAGAAACCAUCUAAAGAGGAGAAAGAAGUCAAGAAACCAUCUAAAGAUGAUAAAGAAGCCAAGAAACCAUCUAAAGAGGAGAAAGAAGUGACAAAGACCCACAAAGAAGUGACAGAAGUCAAGAAACCCCACAAGGAGGAGAAAGAAGUCAAGAAACCAUCUAAAGAGGAGAAAGAAGUAAAGAAACCAUCUAAAGAUGAUAAAGCAGUCAAGAAACCAUCUAAAGAGGAGAAAGAAGUGACAAAGCCCCACAAAGAAGUGACAGAAGUCAAGAAACCCCACAAGGAGGAGAAAGAAGUCAAGAAACCACUUAAAGAAGAGAAAGAGGUGACAAAGCCCCACAAAGAAGUGACAGAAGUCAAGAAACCCCACAAGGAGGAGAAAGAAGUCAAAAAACCACUUAAAGAAGAGAAAGAGGUGACAAAGCCUCACAAAGAAGAAAAAGAAGUCAAGAAACCCCACAAGGAGGAGAAAGAAGUCAAGAAACCACUUAAAGAAGAGAAAGAGGUGACAAAGCUACACAAAGAAGAAAAAGAAGUCAAGAAACCCCACAAGGAGGAAAAAGAUGUCAAGAAACCACAUAAAGAAGAGAAAGAGGUGACAAAGCCUCACAAAGAAAAGACAGAAGUGAAGAAACCUUCCAAAGAAGAGAAGGAAGAAGUCAAGAUACCACCGAAAGAAGUGACAGAAGUGAAGAAACCUUCCAAAGAAGAGAAAGAAGUCAAGAAACCAUCUAAAGAGGAGAAAGAGGUCAAGAAACCACAUAAAGAAGAGAAGGAAGUUAAGAAACAACCCAAAGAAGAGAAAGAAGUCAAGAAACCAUUUAAAGAGGAGACGGAAGCCAAGAAACCAUCUAAAGAAGACAAAGAAGUUAAGAAACCACCCAAAGAGGAGAAAGAAGUCAAGAAACCACCCAAAGAAGAGAAAAAAAUCAAGAAACCAAUUGAGGAGGAUAAAGAAGUCAAGAAACCAUCUAAAGAGGAGACAGAGGCCAAGAAACCACCCAAAGAAGACAAAGAAGUUAAGAAACCAUCCAAAGAGGAGAAAGAGGUCAAGAAACCAAUUGAGGAGGAUAAAGAAGUCAAGAAACCACAUAAAGAAGAGAAAGAAGUCAAGAAACCAUCUAAAGAGGAGGCAGAGGCCAAGAAACCACCUAAAGAAGACAAAGAAGUUAAGAAACCACCCAAAGAGGAGAAAGAAGUCAAGAAACCACAUAAAGAGGAGAAAGAAAUCAAGAAACCAUCUGAAGAGGAGAAAGAGGUCAAGAAACCACCCAAAGGAGAGAAAGAAAUCAAGAAACCAUCUAAAGAGGAGAAAGAAGUCAAGGAACCACCUAAAGAAGAGAAAGAAGUCAAGAAACCACUUAAAGAAGAGAAGGAAGUCAAGAAACCACCUAAAGAAGAGGAAGAAGUCAAGAUACCACCGAAAGAAGUGACAGAAGUGAAGAAAUCAUCUAAAGAGGAGAAAGAAGUGAAGAAACCAUCUAAAGAUGAUAAAGAAUUCAAGAAACCAUCUAAAGAGGAGAAAGAAAUCAAGAUACCACCCAAAGAAGUGACAGAAGUGAAGAAACCAUCUAAAGAGGAGAAAGAAGUCAAGAAACCAUCUAAAGAUGAUAAAGAAGCCAAGAAACCAUCUAAAGAGGAGAAAGAAGUGACAAAGACCCACAAAGAAGUGACAGAAGUCAAGAAACCCCACAAGGAGGAGAAAGAAGUCAAGAAACCAUCUAAAGAGGAGAAAGAAGUAAAGAAACCAUCUAAAGAUGAUAAAGCAGUCAAGAAACCAUCUAAAGAGGAGAAAGAAGUGACAAAGCCCCACAAAGAAGUGACAGAAGUCAAGAAACCCCACAAGGAGGAGAAAGAAGUCAAGAAACCACUUAAAGAAGAGAAAGAGGUGACAAAGCCCCACAAAGAAGUGACAGAAGUCAAGAAACCCCACAAGGAGGAGAAAGAAGUCAAAAAACCACUUAAAGAAGAGAAAGAGGUGACAAAGCCUCACAAAGAAGAAAAAGAAGUCAAGAAACCCCACAAGGAGGAGAAAGAAGUCAAGAAACCACUUAAAGAAGAGAAAGAGGUGACAAAGCUACACAAAGAAGAAAAAGAAGUCAAGAAACCCCACAAGGAGGAAAAAGAAGUCAAGAAACCACUUAAAGAAGAGAAAGAGGUGACAAAGCCUCACAAAGAAGAAAAACAAGUCAAGAAACCCCACAAGGAGGAGAAAGAAGUCAAGAAACCACCUAAAGAAAAGAAAGAGGUGACAAAGCCUCACAAAGAAGAAAAACAAGUCAAGAAACCUUCCAAAGAAGAGAAGGAAGAAGUCAAGAAACCACUCAAAGAAGAUGAAGAAAAGACACAUCCAAAAGAAGAGGAAAAAACACCCAAAGAAAUGGUACACUCAAAACCAUCUCAGAAAGAGAGAGAUCCAAAACAACACCCUCAAGUGGAGAUAGUAGAGAAAGAGGCUAAACCUAAAGAACUGGAGUCAAUAAAAAUGCCUUCUAAAGAAAAGACAGAAGUGAAGAAACCCUCUAAGGAGGAAAAGGAAGAGGUGAAGCCAUUUAAAGAGGAGAAAGAAAUUAAGAAACCCAAAAAGGAGAAAGACGGAAAAGAGGUUAAGAAGCCCUCUAAAGAGAAGAAAGAAGUAAAGCCUUCCAAGGAAGAGAAAAAAGAGGCAAUAACUUCAGUGGAAGCUGUAGACGUGGAGAAACCUUCUAAAGUAGAGACAGAAGUUAAGAAACUCUCUAAAGAAAAGACAGAAAUGAAGAAGUCUCCUCUUGAAGAGAAAACGCCUCCCAAAGUAACAAAGCCUGCAAAAGAAGAACCAGAAAAGAUCUCCAAAGAGAAGAAACAACCAGCUAAACCUUCUGAAGAGUUGAAAGAGGAGGAGAAGCAAGAGAGGCGUACCAAAGAAAAGGCAGUACCAAAGAAGCCCUCUAAAGAAAAACAAGAACCAGAGAAACCUUCUAAAGAAGAAAAAGAACCUACAAAACUGCCUAUAAAGGUAGAAAAAGAACCAAAGAAACCUACCAAAGAGGAGACAGAGCAAAAGAAGCCCCUGAAGAAACAGGAACAGGAGAAGCCUCACAAAGAAAAGACAGAAGUCAAGAAGAUUUCUAAAGAAGAAAAGGAACCAAAGAAGAUCUCUAAGGAAGACACAGAACCAACAAAGCCUUCUAAAGAAGAGAAAGAAAUCAAGAAGAGUCCUAAAGAAGAGAAAGAACUUAUCAAGAAGAGAGACACACAGACAGAUGUUAGACCAAAAAGUGCUGCGAGGAGAAUUAGAGUAGUCAAGAAAGAAGUUGCAUCUGUCCUGAAGAAGGAACAUCUUAAUGCAACAAAAACAGUUGAAGAACCCAAGAAGACUGUAAAGAUGCUGAAAGCUUCUAAAAAACAGAUUGUUCCUAUACUGAAAAAGGAACAUGUGAAUGUUACAAAAACAGAUGCUCCAGAAGUUCCCAAGGUGAAAGCCAAACCAGAACCUGCAAAGAAAGUGGCAGCUCCCAAGGAGCCCAAGAAGGAACCAAAGCAAAAAAUCAAACCUGCAAAACCAGAUAUUGAUGCAGUGAAGGAAAAGGAAAAACCAACCCCUUUAAAGAAAGAAGUUCCAAAGGAAAAGGUCAAAGCAGCUGCUGUCAAGAAAGAGGUUGCUGCUACAAAAGAAAAGGCCAAACCAGUCACCUUGAAAAAAGAACAACAAGGGACUCCCAGAAAUGCCUCUUUGGUAAAAGAGAGAGUCAAAAUAGUGCCUAUGAAGAAAGUAGUCAAGGUGCCCAAAGAGAAAGUCAAAGGAGUCUCUGCAAAGACAGCUGAGGUUUCAAAACAGAAGCACAAGCCAGUUCUAAGAAAGAGAGAACCUGCUCCUCUCAAGACAAAACCAGCCCCAGUAGUCAAAGAGACAGAAGCACCUCACAAAAAUGCAUCUCUUACAAAGGAGAAGGUGAAGGUGGUGCCACUGAAGAAAGUGCCUGUAACUCCAAAAGAGAAAGUUAAACCAGCAUCAACACAAAAAGAAGCUGAAGUUCUCAAGGAGAAGAAGGCCGAGCCAGUGGCGCCCAAAAAAGCACCAGUUACCAAGGAAAAACCAGCACCUGCUGAAAAGAAGAAAGAAGCUGUUGUGAAAGAAAAGACAAAAACCUCAAAGAAAGGUGCUGAACCUGAGGCCAAGCCAGUUCUUGCCAAAAAAGAAACAGUAGUUACAAAGGAGAAGCCUAAAGCAGUUCAUGAAAAGAAAGCUCCUUCUAAAGCAGAGGCUGAUGCAAGAAAAGAAAAAGUCAAAACUCUGCUAAAGACGAAAGAGCCCAAAGCACCAGAGGAGAAAGUCAAACCAGCUGUUAAAAAAGAACUGGAGAGUCCUAAAGCAAAGGACAAACCUCCUGUAGAAAAGAAAGAAAAACCAGUUGAGAAGAAGACAGCCAAAGAGGAGAAAGCUGAAGAGGACAGAGUUCUUAAAGAGAUACAGCCGCCUGCAAAGAAAGAAAAACCUGUAGAGAAGAAAGCUGCCAAAGAGGAGAAGAUUAAAGCAGAGCCUGCUGUAUCAGACUUUCUUAUGGACGACGAGCUGCCCUACUUCCAGUGCUUCUUUGUGGAUGAGGACGAGGCCCAGUUUCCGUUCUACGCCUUCUCGCCGCUGCAGAUUUGAAGCUUCAGUCUGACGCCAGUCUGAGGUUUACAGUUUACAGUGUAGUCAAUUUCCUGAUAAUGACAAGGUCACAUCACACCCUGUGCUGCUGAAACGCGGCUGCUGUUCACUGUUGGUCUGCAGGAUAAAAAAGCCUGGACAGCAGAGGAUGAUGGGUGAUGGACCAUUAUUUUAUUUCCAGAUUUGGUUGAGCUCUCGUACCAAAUACAUGCAGCUAAUGUCAUUCCUUUUUUUUUCUGAUUUCUGAUUUCUGUUUUUAUUUUUUUAUUUUUUUGCAUUCAAUUCUUUUGAAAGGUGGAUUUCAUUUAUAUUUUACAUGGAACAAUCUAGUGUAGGAUCAUUCAUUUAGAUCCUCAAAGCAACACAUGCAAAUACGUUUAAUAUAAUUUACUACUCACUUCAUUUUCUCAUGAUGUAAAAAAAAGAACGACCUCUGCACUACUGUACAAUGGUGCAGUUUUUUAAGUAGUAACGUAGUAUUGAAUAUGUUCAACCGUGCUGUAAACAGGGUACAAAAAAAUGGCCACAAUCACUAAUCCAAGGCUUACAGGGGUUCAGUUCCUCUAAGCCCACGUUUACUUGAAAAGUGGUUUGUACAUGAAUUUUUAUGCUUGUUCAUGUGUGUAGUUUAUUUUCUUCAUCGCAUGGAAAAUGGCAAAAUCUUUAAUACCCUGCUUCUAUAGCCCUUUAUUCAACAGUUGGACUUUUUUUGUGUUUGUGCAUAAUUCCAUAAUCUUGAUAUUAUUUUAUUUAUUUCAAUGAAUUUGUUUUUCCUCUUACAUUUUCCUCUUUUUCUUCCCUACUGGGCACACAAAGGGAAUCAAAGCAUUACUAAAAGGAAAUUGAUCUUCUUUGCAUUUUUAAAGACACAGCACCAAUGUUUGUUUUUUUUUCUUUUGUUUUUUAGUUGUUAAUUGUCAAAAGGAAUGACUAUGCACUGUAUAAGAGAGCUCCCAAUCUUACUCAUGAAACACUACCUGACAUGUUGACAUUUAAAGUCUUAUUAAACUUUGUCAUCUAGACAUUUGCACCAGCUCCUCAUUUUGAUAUUGGUGCUAAUAAGAAGCGUUGCAUUGCCUGAACUCUCAGAAUGAGGUUUGAUGUCUUUUUACAUUGUAAUUGUUUCUGGCGUCAAGUAUCAGAUUCAUUCUGUAAUUACUCUGAUAGACCAAAAACACACUGUGACCGACUUUGGUCGUUGUCCGUGUGCACAACAUAGAAACUUGACAUAUUUUGGAAACCAUUUGCGCAGGUUCAAGAACGUGGCAGAAGAGUCAAAGACACUAUUUCCAGGUUAAAAGUCUUUGAAAAUAAUAUUGUGUAUUUCAUGCUGCUGGUCUACAUAAUAUUAAUGCGUAUCUUUUUUUGACUUUUUAAAUGCAGCAUGAUAUAAACAGGAUUUAUAUUAUAUGGAUAUCCUGUACUUAAGAUGUACAGGCAGGCCUACCUGAUGUCAGAUUGAUUUCGAAAACUGAUGUUGGUCAUAAACUCAAAGCCAAAUCAUGUUUUUGAAAUCUCUGAAAAAUGAUAUAUAGACAGUACCCAUGUUGGCAUCAAUGUGGUUAUGUUUAAUGUUGAAACAAUGACAUCUUUGAUUAUAGCUGUUGAUCAUGUGAUCACACUCUUAAGUUGUUGCAGAGGGUGUUGCAUGUUUGGGCAGAUGAUCUCAGAUGUUAAUUGUCACAUUAAUUCUCAGUCAGCUUGUUGCAGCUGUUGUUUACAUAUGGCUCUUUACAUUUUGCUCCAUAUGCUGCAUAGAAGACAGUUGUAACAGCUUGCAGUACUAAUCUGAGUCCACAUAAAUGUAAAUCCACUUAUAUUCUUAUUAAAAUUAUAGGAACACACUUUGGUGCAUAAGACCCUCUGCAGCUCACACCGAGCUCAGGCUCCAGUAACUGUAGUGUAACAGCUGGAGUUUUGUGGUGAUGUGACUGUUGAAGUUGUGGGUAAAGACACUGUCCUGUCUUUGAAUAUUUCUAGAAGUUAUUGGAUUUUAGGAAAGAAGAUGGGUAACUAAAAACAUUUUGAUUGAUGGCGGCAACAGAUUAUUUGUCUCAGUCGUGUUAACUGAAUUAUAUCAGAAGACUCACUUUUACCAAGUGAAUAUGUGCAAUACAUAAAUAUUUGAUGAUCUCAGUGAUGAAGCACUGUAUGUUUGUCUGACAGUCCUAGAAUGAAAUGUGCAUGAUGUGUGUUUUUAUUUUAUGCUCUCAAAUGUUUAUAUUAUAAUUUUCCCCAACCUUGAGAAUGGCAACACUAAAUACUUGAACUCAUGAAUCCAAUAAAUGACAUUUUGUCUCUGUGUAGUGUUGCUAACAUCAUAUAAUUACAGUUACAUAACUGUAAUUAAAGUAACCUCAUUGUAAAUAGUUAAAUGAAUGGAAAAAUAGACUAGAGAUUUGCUGAAAAUGAUGUUUUCAAUCAUUACUACUGAAAGUGCUCUUUACCUUCAAAUCACAUUAUGUUUCAUUUGUCAGUGACACCUUCAUUUUGUCUGUGAAUAGAAGCUAUUUAACAUUAAAACAUAGCAAUGCAAUGCAAAA